Molecule: messenger RNA, 597 nt
Organism: Fusarium pseudograminearum CS3096
Lineage: Eukaryota; Fungi; Ascomycota; Sordariomycetes; Hypocreales; Nectriaceae
Exons: 1
Coding region: 1-597 (198 amino acids)
Source: RefSeq, a predicted model, not a curated record
AUGGACGCCAGCCUAUUACCCCUCAACGACCAAAUAUCGCGCUUUAAAGAUGUAGUUAAACACAACAAAACCCUCAUAACCGUCUUGUCGCGCGCUGCCGAGAUGAAGCUCCCCAAUUGGUAUCUCGCCGCUGGUGCACUCACGCAAACCGUCUGGAACGUCAUGACAAAUCGAGAUCCGGAACAGGGCAUAGAUGACUACGACUUGAUCUACUUCGACGCUUCAGAUCUCUCGUGGGAAGCUGAGGAUGUCGUCAUUCAAAAGGGAAAGGAACUCUUCAAGGAUAUCCCCGUCGAAGUUGAGAUUCGAAACCAGGCGCGUGUGCAUCUCUGGUACGAGAAGAAAUUUGGACGGCCUUGUCCCCAACACCACUCUAGCGAGGCUGCUAUGACUGCGUGGGGAACCAAUACGGCAUUGAUUGGCGUGAGUUUGAGAGAGGACGGAGAAUGGGACAUCUUUGCGCCUUGGGGCCUUUCGGAUAUGUUUACACUCGUUGUGCGUCCAAACCAACAGAUCAUGACUGAGGAGACAUACAUCAAAAAGACUCAGCGAUGGAUUAAACUUUGGCCUGAAAUCACAAUCAUGCCAUGGAAAUAG